GGAUUUGCAUAGUGCUGAUGACUAUACCCGUCCCACUUAUUAGCAUAUUUUAUAGGCCUAUUGCCUUCGUCAAGAGAUCAUGGCUAGUUAGACCAUCCCGACUGGAACAGACGAAACCUCUCCCCCGGGUAGCAAAGAGACACAGGUGCCAUAGACAAGGGGAUACACAGAGUAACACUAAUACUGGCCUUCAUUACUUUUGAAAAAAAAGAAAAAUAAUCCUAUAUUUUCCUUUUUAAUUUUUUUUAAAUUUAUUUUUAUUUUUUAAUGUUUUUAAAAAUGGUGUCCAAGCUGACAUCAUUACAGCAGGAGCUCCUGGGCGCGCUCUUGAAUUCUGGAGUUUCCAAAGAGGUUCUGAUCCGAGCGCUGGACGACAUGGACCCGAACCCCGCCACCGCCUUCGGAGUGAAACUGGAAAACUUGCAAAUGUCCCCGCCGAGUUCCAAAAUGAACGGGAGCGACUCGGACUCCAAACCGGUCUUCCACACUUUGACCAACGGACACAGCAAGUGCAGCAAGAUGUCCGGGGACGAGGGCUCGGAAGACGGAGACGAUUUCGAAACCCCCCCGAUUCUCAAAGAGCUCCAGUCGCUCAACACGGAGGAAGCAGCCGAGCAAAGAGCAGAAGUGGACAGAAUAUUAAACGAGGACCCGUGGCGCGCUGCGCGGAUGAUCAAGGGGUACAUGCAGCAACACAACAUCCCUCAAAGGGAAGUGGUGGAUGUGACGGGGCUCAACCAGUCGCACCUCUCCCAGCACCUCAACAAGGGCACUCCGAUGAAGACUCAGAAACGAGCCGCGCUCUACACCUGGUACGUGAGGAAACAGCGAGAGAUACUGAGACAAUUCAACCAGGAUACACAAGGUUCUGGCAGCAAUAUGACAGACAAAGUGACUCAGGAUCAGGUCCUGUUUUUCUUUCCAGAGUUUAAUCAGCAAGGGCAGGGGGGUAUGGGACAGGCCGGAGCUGGAGACGAGGCCGGAGCUGAACCUGCCAGCAAGAAGAUGCGUCGCAACCGCUUCAAAUGGGGGCCGGCGUCCCAGCAAAUACUCUACCAGGCUUACGAGAGGCAGAAGAACCCCAGCAAGGAGGAGAGAGAGGCGCUGGUGGAGGAGUGUAACAGAGCGGAGUGUCUGCAGCGAGGCGUGUCCCCGUCGAAGGCACACGGACUGGGCUCAAACCUGGUCACUGAAGUCCGGGUCUACAACUGGUUUGCAAACAGAAGGAAAGAAGAAGCCUUCCGGCAGAAACUAGCCAUGGACGCCUACACUGUGGGGCCGGGGCACAGCAUGAACCCCUUGCUGUCACACAGCUCCCCACACCAACCCCAGUCCAACUCCUCUCCACACAGCAAGAUGACAGGUGUCAGGUACAGCCAGCAGGGAGCUAGUGAGGUCACUUCCUCCACAACCAUCAGUCACCACGGCAACAACGCCAUGGCAACCAGCCAGUCAGUUUUACAGCAGGUGUCACCGGGAGGCCUAGACCCAAGCCACAGCCUACUGUCACCUGACUCCAAGAUGAUCUCAGUCUCAGGAGGAGGGCUUCCCCCAGUCAGCACUCUGACAAACAUCCACAGUCUAUCCCAGACUUCUCACCACGGGCACCAGCAGACCCAGAACCUCAUCAUGACCCCCCUGUCCGGAGUGAUGGCCAUCACACAGAGUUUGAACACGUCCCAGGCACAGAGCGUCCCGGUUAUCAACAGCGUGACUGGGAGCCUGGCAGCCCUGCAGCCAGUCCAGUUCCCUCAGCAACUGCACAGUCCCCACCAGCAGAGCUUAAUGCAACAGUCUCCCAGUCACAUGGGCCAGCAGCCUUUCAUGGCCACAGUCACCCAGCUGCAGAAUUCUCACAUGUACUCCCACAAGCAGGAGCCCCCACAGUACUCUCACUCCUCCCGCUUCCCCUCCGCCAUGGUCGUCACGGACACCAGCAGCAUCAUGCCCUCCAGUAAACAGGAUGCCACUGUAAACAAGAUGAUGCAGCUCGGGGGGCUGUCCUGGUGUCCCUUGCAAGCUUGGUGAUGCUCCACACCUGACUUCGCCGGCGCCUAGCAACCGGCGCGCGUUUUCCACCCCAUCACUUCGGUCUCCGUGGCGACCAUUAACAAGCGCAGCCAGUGGAUUGGAUGAUGAGUCCGUCAACAAAUUUGGGAAAAGAAAAAAAAGAUUGAAGCUGUUUUGUCACGAGCUGAAAAUAACUUGACGUUCACUGGCAAGAAGAACAAAACUGGAGACUCCUCCUUCGACUAUGAAACAGUAUUUCUUUCCAUUUUCUCAUUUUCUGUUCGAGUAGAACAAAAAAGAAAAAUCUAUAUAUAUAUGUGUGUAUAGUUUUUGGAGAAAGAUGGAACGCAGCAGUUGUCUGCAGUCUGCACAGACACCUGUGGGAAGCUCCUCGACAAUCAUGUUUCUUAAAAGCAGUUUCGCUAAAACUCAGCUGUGCCAAAGAAGUUUGUAUAUAAAACCCAGUCCCCUUGCAAAGAGUCCCCCUGCGUUUUCAAUCUAUCAAUAAGAAUGUGAAGGAAUCCCAGACAAGACUGGACAUCGAGGGAGAGGAGAGACGGGAGCUGAGAGGGAAGAGGCUAGUAUGAUCAAUAUAGACGAUGAAAAAAUACCUAUAUAUAUAAUGUGUAUAUAUCUAUAGAAAUAUGUGACGAGUACCGUCUGAAACAAAGACAGCGUAGGCUUUUUCAAGGACGUCCUACUGACUGAAUUACCCUGAAUAUAUUUGCGCCUUUCUGCAUGUUGUCACAUCAAUCUUCAGGUAAUUGGAGUUUUGCCAUAAACUGUGAUUUAAAAAAAAAAACUUUUUUAAUGCAGCAAAACUGCCUGUUGCUAACUAUAACAUUAAUAAUGACGAGAACGGUACAAGUAAUCACACUGUACUAUUGUAUGACAAUCACCAGGCAAUUUACCAAUCCCUGGCACCUUUUUAUUUUAAGUUAUAUGCAUAUACUAGCUUGCAAAGAGUCUUCCAUAUUUUUUGCAAAGGCAUUUCUGCUUGUGAUCCCAAGUGUUUAUUUUUUUUAGGAGGCGUGGCUGAAGGGGUGAAUUGAAGGAACAUAAAUAAGAUCUCUUAAACGGUCUCACUCUCCUGCAUAUCAUUCAUAAAUGCUGUAGGCUGGAUUAGCACAGGACCCUGGGCCAGCAGUGUUAUCAUACAUGCUAGUGGCUGCUUUCUUACAAAUCAGUAACCUGACAUAGGUGUGUGGUUUAACUGAAGUCAUGCUGGCUCAAUAGUGCCUUGUUAAAAGCAGCUCAAACGCCUCUCAUCUCAGAGCUGAGCCUUGCCAGCGUGGGGCUGGUGCAGCUGCAGUUUAUAGACAGCAUGUAGAUCAGGCCCUGUAUGACAACUUCUUUUAACUGUGAAUUGAAGUCAAAUAUUGUCAGUUGAUGACAAAUAAAAAGUUUCCUUCACUUGAUGUGACAAACAGUGUCACUUAUGCAUUCCGCAACUUUUUGGAGGAAGGGCUGCAUAACAAUCACUGGCUAAUAUGAGUAAAUAAUUAAAUGCUUCUUACCUGUCUUUGCAGCAGUAUUAAUUUGCCUUUUAUUGCUCUAUUGUUCCAAGAUGUAAAUAUUUCAUAAUUUCUUUCCUAUGUAUUGAAAAUUGAUGUCCAAACUAGAAUACGUUUCGCUACUUAAUUCAGUGGCAAAUUUUUUUCUAUAAACAGCCACACUUCAAAAGGUCACAGCAAAGGUUAUUAUAUAUAUAUUUUUGUUUGUUUUUACGUUCGUCUGCAAAGACAGAGCCACUGCCAGACGCUUGGGAGGGACUUUCAGCUGAGUGUCCUCGAGGACAGAAAUGUGACUGCAUUGAUUUUGUUUUGAUGUAUUAUUUUUGUAUAAAAAAAAAAAAAUUGAAAUCAAUCUUUUAAAAUCAUAUUUAUACUUGAUGUAAAGUGAAUAUUGCAA
This is a messenger RNA of Polyodon spathula (Mississippi paddlefish), 3921 nucleotides long. It is a transcript of the gene hnf1ba, whose product is annotated as HNF1 homeobox Ba. The transcript has 10 exons. Gene Ontology annotation, cellular component: nucleus. Gene Ontology annotation, biological process: positive regulation of DNA-templated transcription; insulin secretion; pancreas development. Bases 268 to 2028 code for a protein of 586 amino acids. The record is from RefSeq and is a predicted model, not a curated record. Lineage: Eukaryota; Metazoa; Chordata; Actinopteri; Acipenseriformes; Polyodontidae. Gene Ontology annotation, molecular function: DNA-binding transcription factor activity, RNA polymerase II-specific; RNA polymerase II cis-regulatory region sequence-specific DNA binding.